CCUUUCCUUCGCAUCGCUCCAAACAGACUGCAGCACUUUCAACUCGAAUCUGUUUCUUUCGAAUGUGGGGGGAUGGACGGUUCAGCUCAAUUGAAAAGGAUAAAGAGUGAUAAAGACAUUAAUGCAGAAUGUGGUUCUAUCAAGAAGACAUCAACAGGAUCCUCUUGCACAAUUUACAGAGCCUAUCCAACAGACAGUGGAGAAUACUGGUGUGAGACUAAAGGAGGACAAAGAAGCAACAGUGUCAACAUCACUGUCACUGCUGGUUCUGUGAUCUUGGAGAGUCCUGUUGUUCCUAUUUUGGAGGGCAAAGAUGUGACUCUGCGCUGUAGAAACAAGAAAACUUAUCUCCAGGCUGAUUUCUACAAGGAUGAUGUCUUCAUGGAGAGCAGUCCUACAGGAAACAUGACCAUUCACAAUGUCAACAAGUCUGUCGAAGGAAUCUACAAGUGCAGCAUCCCUGGUGUUGGACGUUCACCAGGAAGCUGGCUGGCUGUCAGAGCUGAUUCUGUGAUCCUCGAGAGUCCUGUCCUCCCUGUGAUGGACGGCAACAAUGUGACUCUGAGCUGUAGGAAGAAGAAUACGUCCUCCAACCUCACAGCUGAUUUCUAUAAAGAUGGACUCCUCAUUGGGAGCAGCUCUACAGGAGAGAUGAUCAUCUACAGUGUUUCCAAGUCGGAUGAGGGAAACUACAAAUGCAGAAUGUCUGGAGCUGGAGAAUCACCAGAGAACUGGCUGGCUGUCAGAGGCUGGUUUUUUGUUGAGACUGUUCCAGACAGAGCUGUGCUGCUCGGGUCGCAGCCAUCCCACUGCCUCCUGAUCUUCACCCAUCAUCUCCAUCUCCUCACAGCCCAAUGGAUCCAUCCUCAUCAUCUUCAUCCCCCAUCCCCCUCCAUCCUUGUGGAAAUCAGGAGGGACAGUUUUCUCUACUAA
Molecule: messenger RNA, 933 nt
Organism: Acanthopagrus latus (yellowfin seabream)
Lineage: Eukaryota; Metazoa; Chordata; Actinopteri; Spariformes; Sparidae
Product: high affinity immunoglobulin gamma Fc receptor I-like
Exons: 4
Coding region: 73-933 (286 amino acids)
Biological process (GO): cell surface receptor signaling pathway
Molecular function (GO): transmembrane signaling receptor activity
Source: RefSeq, a predicted model, not a curated record